Molecule: messenger RNA, 7340 nt
Organism: Micropterus salmoides (largemouth bass)
Lineage: Eukaryota; Metazoa; Chordata; Actinopteri; Centrarchiformes; Centrarchidae
Product: NACHT, LRR and PYD domains-containing protein 3-like
Exons: 9
Coding region: 3918-7157 (1079 amino acids)
Molecular function (GO): protein binding
Source: RefSeq, a predicted model, not a curated record
AUUCCAGCUCUCAUGGCUGUGCUGUGUUGCUUAUUUAGUGUGCUGGACUGUUUCUUGUUUCUUCAUACCGUUUGUGUCGGCGCUUGAAUCCUUUUCAGUGGAAUCUAACAGACACACUUCACACUUUUCUUAAUACAGUCACACUCACACUCACAUGACAGCCCUUCAGGCACACUAGAAAUAUUCUACACCUAUUGACAACUUCCAUAUAAGGUAACACGGGAUGUGCAGCUGGGUGACGUCUCAUCAACAUAUACACAGCUUAGCGGAAGAGUAAUCAGACGCUUACUUAGGUAGCGUGCAGGAAUGGUGUCCAGAUAUCUGUCUCAAUAAAGGUGUGAUUUGAAUCUGAUCUCUCGUCUCCUCUAAGUCCUUUUCCAUCAAACAACUCGGGGAAGUCGUUGAACUUCAACAACAGUCAGUCUUUUUUGUAAAUUGUUACAUUUCAAUUAAAAAAUUCAAGCUGUGUUUAGAAUAUAACUAGGCUAUAACAGCGGCGAGUGGAUGACAUCAAAAGAGCCGCCGCAUGUGAACAUGCCCUUCACAGAUGCGCAGCGCAAGCGAUCGACCUGCACAGUGAAGACAAAGAAUAGAAUAAACUUUCUGUAAAUGCCUGAAAUAUGGGGAUGGUGUUUAUAGGAAAUGUACAGCCAAUGUGCUAAAAGUUUCCCAAAGUGUGAAAUAAUCACAAAGGUUAUAGGUAUACAACGAACCCUGGCGGUUCUAGUGUUAAAGCACAUAUUAGAGGGCAAAAUAUUCUUUUGUAGUUCCAGAUUCAAUAUGUUCAAACAGAAAAUGAAGGAGAUGGACUCAAGAUUUCGAAAAAGAGGUCAGAUUCAGUACAAACACAGAACAAGAACGAUAUGCCCUUAAAGCUGACUAUGAAGAGCUUUCCAAACUAAAAACUGAUAACAGUCUAACCAGACUUCAGCUUAUAAUCAUGGUGAAAAACACAGACAACUCCAAGGCUGGCAAAUUAAGAGACUAGAUGUCUAGACUGCAGUUAGGAAUGAACCAUGCAUUUGUUUCAUGUUAUAAUGCCUUCAUCAGGCCGACUCCCCAAUAGAUCAGUUUGAUCUUUGCUUCAUUGAGCAAUGCUAUUGUGGAAAGCAGAAAACCUUUGCUGUAGCAGAAGAGUUUCCAGGCCAGGGACCUGUAUCUGCGUCCUGAUGGAAGUAGUGUGAAUAAAGGGAGAGAGGGUAACUAGGGUCAUGUGCUUUGCUUGUGGUGGCUUUACCGUUGGGGUCUGAUGGAUUCUGGGUGGGAAGGCCAGUUACUUUUGAUGCAGUGUGAGCUUGUUCCCAUUGGUGGCGGUUAACGUGUUGCAGAAACAGUGGGGGCAGUAGAGGAGAACGGGUUGGAGCAUGCUCUUGUACAGUAGCAGCAGGUGACGGGGGUGACGGAGAGCUUUAAGUUUUCAGAUGAGAGUCUGACACACUGCAACAGGUUCUUUAUGAAUCCCGGGCUGUUCUGCGUUUUCUGGGGGCACUGAUAAAUAGUUCUUUAGUUUUACUUAUAUUCAGUUGGGGGUAGUUGUUGGUGCACCGUUGUGUGAGGUGGGAGAUGGGGUUUUGGUAGGCUGAGGACUGAAGAUAUGAAACAGGAAGUUGAUAAAUGACUGAAUUUAGAAGAUGGAUAUUUAUUCAUUAUUAUUCUGUAAGUCGUUCUUGUCAUCUGGACUUAUUUUUGGAUUUUAUUUUAUUUAUUUUUUUAUAUUUGUUUAAUUUAUUCAGCGUAAUUUGUACAUACAAUGUUUAUUUCAUCUAUUUCAUCUUGUUCAGUUGGGGAAGGUUUAGUUCUGUUUAUACGCAUGUUAAUUGUAUCAAAUAAAAUUAAAAUAUGUUUUUAAAAUCGGUGACAAAAUAGAAGAAAUCAGGAGGCAAUUCUUUUUUUCCUCUGCAAACCUACACAAACAGCAUAUUUAUAACAUUAAUACCAGACGUUACUCAUGUUGACAUUAUCUCUUAGACCUUCCUCUCACAGCAUCAGACGGGUGAACAGCUUUGCUGGAAAAAAUCCCUUUCAUUUAGAAAGCAGCGGUCUGUAGUGAAGGUUAGCCCGGUCCAGAGCUCAGGGACUUCAACGGGAGGUGGUCGUGCGUGAUAUCGUCAUUUCAUCAUACCAUCAUGAGAAUCUGUGUUCACAAAACUGUUUGAAAAGGAGAGUCUGUUUUAUCGGCUUUACUUCUGAAUAAAAAAGGUUUAUUGUCAUUCAUUAUAAUAAAUCCUAAUAAAUAUUGUGGCAGUGAUCGGGACUGAGCAGCCGCCCUGUUUGCAGCUCUACUCUCAGCUGUGUAGGAUGUGGUUGAAACCUUCAUGUGGUAACUUCCUGAAACAAGAUACCCGAUGCAGCAGCAGAGAUCCUGGCAGUCACGUCUUCCAUCAGUUACAACAGGUACCGCUGUUUGAUACAGGGACGGAAGUAGACUUAUCCUAAAUGAUGAAUGGUCUUGCUGCUAAAGGUUAGUUUACAUCAGUAAUGUAAGUAAAACAAUAAAAAGACAAACAUUACUUUAUAUGUUUCACUGGUGCCUUGAUGAAGUUUUAUCUGCUGUUUGUUCCUUUUUGCUGCAGAUGAAAAAAAAACGGCACAUUUCAUAUUUGUCAUUAUCGCUGUGCUCUCGCCGAUAAAGGCAUAAAAAAUAUAUCUAAAAGUGAAAUUUUACAUGUCAGUGAUUGCGAAUUACGAAAGUCUUCAAAUAACCGCAGCGUACAGGAAACUCACUCAUGCAGGUGUCGUAACCCUAAAUGUGCUGCCUCUAGCAAACAUGGAGCUGCAGGAAGACCUGAAAGAUCCCUCAAAUAUCCUCAAUCACAACAUAAAAGAAGAAUUUAUGUUUUGGGAUAAAGUUUAGAAAAUAAGAAUCAAACAAAGCAUCCGUUCACAAUAAUCAACAGAAACUCACACUGACAGAAGCUAUUUUAAGUUACUAGAGGACGUGGGGUUUCAGGGUGAACUCCACCUGUUGUACACAUGGCAGGUCUCUGCAGCAUGAAGCCUUUAGUGUCUCAAAGUAUUCUGUUGGAUCUGUUGGGCUCUCAGACCUCUUGACCUCUUGAGAAUAGAUCCGAAAACGUCUCUAGUGCUGCAUGAUGGGAGGAACAAACGGUUGCUUGUGGUUUUGAUCAUGUGCUGCCGUUUCCUUCUGGUAAACAGGUUGAGUUUUAUUAUUGAUGCCGGGUCCCUUAUUUAAAAUAAGCUUACUAUAAAGCUGCUGUUGAUCUGGUUCUGAUGGUCUUACUGGCAGUCUUUAUAAUUUCCUGUACUUCGUACCGAUGGAUGUUCCCAAACACACAAAUCAAGCCAGCUUAGGAUGCUCUGUAAUAAUCAUUGAAGACACUGAAGGAUAUGAAGGUCCCUUCUAAACUUAUUUAACUUAUAAAUCAUAAAUAUUCUUUGCUGCAAGUUUCAGCUUUCAACGGGCACAACCUCACAUAUAUUGAAAGGCUGAGACUCUUUCAACUGAUUCACCAUCGGAGUGGACGACACUGAGGACUGACUGCAUUUAAGAUCAGUCUCCAUUAGGUUGGUCUGUUCCACUAUGGAAGCGGUUCCUACACCGAUUAGAACGCAAAUUUUGGUGCCACUAAAAUGUGUCGAUUAAAAUACUUUUGCUCUGGUGCUCGGGCGUAAGAAGCGUUGCCACCAUUCACUGUAGUGUCUCUCAGUCAUCAGCUACGAGACGACAGCCGGUUUCACUCGGUCGUUCUUAAUACUGCAAGGCUACCGUGAGCCACAGCCUACGCCAAAGAAAGAAGCCUGGCUCAGGAGCAAGCUACAUGUGUUAACUAGCAGAGGCAACAACAACCGCCACCUUAACGCUCUGCCAAUCAGAGGUACUGAAGUGACCAGAUGAAAAAAAAAAAAAUCACGUUCCCUUGGUGCAGAAGAUUUCCUGUGAUUUCAGCAGAGAAACGAUGGCGACAGCAAUAGAGCUGCUGGAAACGUUGGAGGAUCUGGGAGACAGAGAGCUAAAAACCUUCAAGUGGUACCUGCAGCAGCCGGACUUCCUCAAGGACCUCCCACCGAUCCCAAAGAGCCAACUGGAGAGCGCAGACAGGCCGGACACGGUGGAUCUGAUGGUGCAGACUUACAGCAAUCAGUGCGUGGAGGUGGCCAAGAGGGUUUUAAAGAGGAUGAGGAGGAAUGAUCUGGUGGAGAGUUUGUCAAACAGCAACCCAGAACCUGAAGGUCAGUCAGCUGGUGCACCUGCAGCCGUGGAAGUCGAUGAUGUUCAAGAGACUUCAGAGAACGAAGCAGUUUCAUCUGUUCAACCACCAGCUGCUCUUCUGUCAGAUCCUCCAGCUGUCAGCAGGCAGACCGAAGUUGUGACGGUGCCAGUACUACACCCUCCACUACCCAACACAUCGUACCCACUCACACUGCAGUCGGAGCUCCAGAACAUGUUCAAGUGUGCACAACAAGGAUGGAUAGAGCAGCAGCAUGCAGAACUUCUGCAUGAAAUUAACCCAGAGCUGUUCAUCACGGACGGGUGGGACAUACGCACUAACACACAGCAUGAAGUCAGGAAGCCUCAGAUGACUUUGGAAAAACCAGGAGAAUCAGAGAGAACAGUUAAACCCAGCGACAUCUUCAAACACCCCUCCAGAAAAGGCACAGCGAUAAGAACAGUUCUGACCAAUGGGGCUGCAGGAAUUGGCAAAUCAUUCCUUGUGCAGAAGUUUUUGUUAGACUGGGCUGAAAAAAGAGCCAAUCAAGAUUUUCAUCUGAUGUUCCCCUUCGCUGUCCGGCAGCUGAGCUUGUGGAGGAGAGAAAGGUUUAGUUUGGCAGAGCUAAUUCACACAUGUAUCCCAGAAACCAGCGUGAUUAAGGAGCAGACUCUUAAUGACAUCUUCAUAUCUUUACAGAAGUCAAGAGACUCCAACUUUGAGAACAGUGAAUUCAAACUUCUGUUUGUGUUUGAUGGACUGGAUGACAGCGGCCUUCAACUAGAUCUUAUGGGCAAAAUAAGUAAGUCUCUUGACGUUACAGAGCCCACUUCUGUGGAUUUUCUGCUGACAAACCUCAUCAGGGGGAAACUGCUUCCCUCAGCUCGCGUCUGGAUAACGACAAGACCCGCAGCAGCCAAUCAGAUCCCUCCUGAGUGUGUUGACAUGGUGACAGAGAUCAGAGGGUUCAACGACGAACAGAAGGAGGAGUACUUCAGGAAGAGAUUCAGAGAUGAGGAGCAGGCCAGAAGAAUCAUUUCCCACAUCAAGACAUCACGAAGCCUCCACAUCAUGUGCCACAUCCCAGUCUUCUGCUGGAUCACUGCUACAGUUCUGGAGGAGUUGAAGGCCAGAGAGGGAGGAGAGCUGCCCAAGACCAUGACUGAGAUGUACAUCCACUUCCUGGUGUUUCAGAUCAAUCACGCAAAGUAUGGCCCAGAAAAGUGCAUUCAGUACAUUCAGUCACUGGCAAAACUAGCUUUUCACCAGUUACUGAAAAGCAACACCCUCUUUAACAAGGAAGACCUGAAACACUGUGAAAUUAAUAUCAGCAAAGCCUCAAAGUACUCAGGAGUAUUCACAGAGAUCUUCAAACAAGUAUGUGGGCAGAAGAAGGAUGAGGACAAGAAUAUGAUGUUCUGCUUUGCCCACUUGAGCAUUCAAGAGUUUCUGGCUGCUCUUCAUGUGAACAUAUCGCUCUUUGACCACAACAAAAAUGUCAUGCCUGCACCACGACAGACACUCCAAAGUCUGCAUAAAUGUUUCAGCAAAACCUCUGCAACAAGUGUACACAAAAGUGCAGUGAACAAGGCCUUACAGAGUCCAAAUGGACACCUGGACAUGUUCCUCCGCUUCCUCCUGGGUCUUUCAUUGAAGAACAAUCAGACUCUCCUACAAGGCCACCUGACACAGACAGGAAGAAGCUCGAAGACCAACCAGAAGACAAUCAAGUACAUCAAAAAGAAGAUCAGGAAGAACCCCACUCCAGAAAGAUGCAUCAUUCUGUUCCACUGUCUGAAUGAACUGAAGGAUUGUUUUGUAGUGGAGGAGAUUCAACAGUCCCUGAGUUCAGGAAGUCUCUCCACAGAUAAACUCUCUCCUGCUCACUGGUCAGCUCUGGUCUUCAUCUUACUGUCAACAGAAAAAGAUCUGGAUGUGUUUGACCUGAAGAAAUAUUUUGCUUCAGAGAAAGCUCUUCUGAUGCUGCUGCCAGUGGUCAAAGCCUCCAAGAAAGCUCUAUUAAGUGGCUGUAAACUGUCAUGGAGAAGUCUUGAAGCUCUGUCCUCAGUCCUCAGCUGCCAGUCCUCUAGUCUGAGAGAUCUUGACCUGAGUAACAAUGACCUGCAGGAUUCAGGAGUGAAGCUGCUGUCUGCUGGACUGGAGAGUGCACAUUGUACACUAGAAACUCUCAGGCUGUCAGGGUGUAUGGUCACAGAGGAGGGCUGUGCUUUCCUGGCCUCAGCCCUGACCUCCAACCCCUACCAUCUAAGAGAGCUGGACCUGAGCUACAAUCAUCCAGGAGACUCAGGAGUGAAGCAGCUGUCUGCUGGACUGGACAAUCCACACUGGAGACUGGACACUCUCAGGGUGGACCACGGUGGAGAGCAGAGGUUGAAACCUGGUUCGAGGAAGUAUGCCUGUGAUUUGGAGCUGGACCCAAACACAGCGAACACAUUCCUCAAACUGUCUAACGACAACAGGAAGGUGACGCUGUCAAACUACCAGCCAUAUCCUGAUCACCCAGACCGGUUUGACACCAGGGAGCAGCUGCUGUGCAGAAAUGAACUGACUGGUCGCUGUUACUGGGAGGUCAAGUGGAGAGGAGACGUCAACAUCGCAGUGACUUACAGAGGGGUCGAAAGGAAAGGAAGCGAUUUUCACUGGAGGUUUGGAAGGAAUGAUCAGUCCUGGAGUCUCAGCUGCUUUCUCGACCGGAUCUCUGUCUGGCAUAAUGGCGUAGGGAAAGUAAUACCCGCCUCCUGCCCCGCCUCCUCCUCCUCCUCUAACAGAGCAGCAGUGUAUGUGGACUGUCCUGCUGGCUCUCUGUCCUUCUACAGAGUCUCCUCUGACACACUGAUCCACCUCCACACCUUCAACACCACAUUCACUGAACCUCUUUAUCCUGGCUUUGGGUUUGGGUUAGAGUUUAGUUUGGGGGUUGACCCGUUCUUUGGUAGUGAUUCCUCAGUGUCUCUGUGUAAGCUGUAAGUCUACAGUUGGAACAGAUACAGCAGCUGUUCCCUGUCACCCAACACAGACAUUUCCCACACAGCGCUAAUAAAUCUCCCAACAACGUCCAGUUUAAAUCAGUGUGUGUGUGCGCACACACACACGUCUGUAUGUAGAGUUGCACAUGGCUGGAAAUGAGAAUAAAUGUGUUUUCACUCCCAA